Messenger RNA from Physella acuta, 1089 nucleotides. RefSeq lists its product as uncharacterized. NCBI's taxonomy places the organism in Eukaryota, Metazoa, Mollusca, Gastropoda, Physidae. The record is from RefSeq and is a predicted model, not a curated record.
AUUAGUAGAUCGUGCUACACUAAACUAGAAGAUUGACUAUUUGAUGUGCGUGCUUGUGUGCAUCAUGAGUUCUAUACCUUUAAUAAGUUUAUACUUUGUGUUUGCAAUACAAACAGCAGAUGGUGCCAUUAAACUAUCUGCUAACCCAGGUGUGAUAGACCUGGAUCUGACGUCAUUGACCGUUAGGUGUGACGUCAACCAGACCAGCCAGCAGAACAUGUCCGCCAUCUUGUCCAUCAUCGUAUCACGUGCUGCCAACAGUUCCAGCCCCUACACAGAGCUGGCCUCAGUGGUAGCGUUUCUAGGUGAACGGGUCAAUGUCCUGUCGUCUGAAGGUCUCACCGCCAACGGUUCCAUUCAACCCACUGGUCACUCUUUUCUGGAACUACACUGGGACCAUCCAAGUGAUUUGCAGGCUGGACACUACUUGUGUACUGUGCAAGGUCCAGAUGCUGUUGGACAUAACAUCGACUGGAUGGCUGAAACUGACGUCACAAUGAAACUUCCUGAGGAAGAAGAUAUCUGGGACACGGUCCGGCAACUGGAACAGGACUUGAAGCUGGCCAAUGAAAAACUGGCAAAUCUUACCCGCGUCCUGACCAUCACAAGCCAGACAACACAACAGUGUAACACGGCCGGAGAUAGAUGCUUGCAACCGUUGUUUUUUAGUCCAGGUUUCCGUCACAACAACUCGACCAUCGCAAUUUCCAGAAACGUCUACAUGAAUGUCGGCGCUGCGGAGAAUUUGUGCAAGUUUUACGGAGGAUACCUUGUGGAGAUAGACGACGCUGAAAAAUACACGGCGGUGCUGGCGUAUCUCACAAACACCAGCGAUGUCAACUAUGUCUAUAUCGGGAUCUACAAAGAUUUCCUUACAGGAGAAUUUAAACUAAGGCAAAGUGGGACAACAACACCGUUUUUGAUGUGGGCUCAGGAACAGCCAGUAGACAAUACAGGCUAUGAAUGUAUCUGUCGAGGACACGUAGCUGGAAGAUGAUCACGUCUCUUUGCGCCAACAACUAUCCGGCUUUGUGCGAGUUCGCUAGUGAUGUUUAAAUAUAAUUACAUUUGGAAUUGGUUAACUGUUAU